Bombus impatiens (common eastern bumble bee) is the source of this 941-nucleotide messenger RNA. RefSeq names its product serine/threonine-protein kinase mig-15-like. The record is from RefSeq and is a predicted model, not a curated record. Bases 722 to 916 code for a protein of 64 amino acids. Lineage: Eukaryota; Metazoa; Arthropoda; Insecta; Hymenoptera; Apidae. The transcript is spliced from 2 exons.
GUGGUACACAAUCGUAGCGCACGAAAAACAAAGACGGUGAAAAUAUUGUCUACAUUAAUAAGAGAGAACAGAAAAAGCAUGUGUGCGCACGCAUAAGAAUGAUGAAGAUAGUAAGAGAGUGCCAAGGAGGGAAUGAGAGGGAAUAGAGGCGUGCAGCAAGCAGUACGACAGGACGUAGAACGGCCGCUGCCGUGGUGUUUGGGCUCGGCUCGGUUGUGCCGCAUCCGUUAUGACGAUACGAUAAUCCAGCGCUUAGCGCUGUGAGUGUGUAAUACGUUACUUGCCAUUACGCAUUAUUGAUAUUUAUAUUUUACGAAAAAUUCGGGGAGAACGUGAUGGAAGUGUAUUGUUUUCUAAUCUGAUUGGUAAACUGUUCCUUCGUUGAUCGUUAGAGUUCUUUCAUACGCCAUGUGCCAUUGCUCUAUGUGUAUUUCCUUUCUCUUUCGGUUGUGUUCGGUUAAAUUUUCAUGAAAAUAUUCGUGUAACCAGUUUACCGGUGAAUUAUUUUAAUAAAAAUUUUCUAUUAGUGAUCCUGGUGUUCUGUGUAGUGUAAGUGCGAAAACGAAAUUUUCUUCUUUCUAUAUCUCUACAUUAUUAUACGGUUUAAAUUGCAAUAAGGAAUAAGAACAAUAACGAGAGAAGCAGAAAAGGGGAUAGACGGUGGAUUUGUUGAGCUCAAGUGGAAAAGAUAUCUCGCAAGGAGCGCAAGUGGCGUAUCAAGAUGGCGCAUAAUUUGGCACCGAGCGUCAACUGUUCGCUCGACGACAUUGAUCUGAACGCUUUGAAGGAACCAGCAGGUAUUUUCGAGUUAAUCGAAGUUGUUGGUAAUGGAACAUAUGGCCAAGUUUAUAAAGUAAGUAUAUAUUACAAGUUCAUAAAUAGUAAUAUUUUAGGUUUGUCUCUUUCUUAUGAAUAAUAUGAAUGAAUAAUAGAAAAUUUGU